Messenger RNA from Sorghum bicolor (sorghum), 1647 nucleotides. RefSeq names its product agamous-like MADS-box protein AGL65. Bases 66 to 1286 code for a protein of 406 amino acids. NCBI's taxonomy places the organism in Eukaryota, Viridiplantae, Streptophyta, Magnoliopsida, Poales, Poaceae. The record is from RefSeq and is a predicted model, not a curated record. Gene Ontology annotation, molecular function: RNA polymerase II cis-regulatory region sequence-specific DNA binding; DNA-binding transcription factor activity, RNA polymerase II-specific; protein dimerization activity. Gene Ontology annotation, biological process: regulation of transcription by RNA polymerase II. The transcript is spliced from 12 exons.
CAUCGGCAUCGGCACCGGCACCGGCACCGGCACCGGCGGCUACUGCUGUCGUCGUCGUCUCCGCGAUGGGGAGGGUGAAGCUCAAGAUCAAGAGGCUGGAGAACAGCAGCGGGAGGCAGGUGACCUACUCCAAGCGGCGGUCGGGGAUCCUCAAGAAGGCCAAGGAGCUCUCCAUCCUGUGUGACAUCGAUCUCAUCCUCCUCAUGUUCUCGCCCACCGGCAAACCCACCAUUUGCAUCGGCGAAAGAAGCAACAUUGAGGAAGUCAUAGCAAAAUAUGCGCAGUUAACCCCUCAAGAGAGAGCUAAAAGGAAAUUAGAGAGCUUAGAAGCCCUAAAGAAGACUUUCAAGAAGCUAGACCACGAUGUAAAUAUUCAAGACUUCUUAGGCUCUGGGGGUCAGACAGUCGAGGAGUUAUCAGGCCAUCUCGGUUCAUUGCAAUGUCAAAUGGCAGAGGUUCAAAAGCGUCUCAGUUAUUGGAGCGAUCCUGAGAAAGUUGAGAAUAUCGACCAUAUAAGAGCAAUGGAGCAAUCUCUCAAAGAAUCUCUAAACCGCAUCCAAAUCCAUAAGGAGAACUUUGCAAAGCAACAUCUGAUCGGCCUACAGUGUGCUGCUGCCCAGUUCCAGACCGACAUGCAGUUGCCUCUAGGACUGACCGGUGAGCCGGGCCCUUCGUCCUGGUUCCAAAACGGCGGUGCCGAUGGGCAACAAGCCAUGAUGCUACCGGACGACUCCAGCCUGCUCCAUCAGAGAGACAUUGCUGGUUGCUCGACGAGCACGUCACUGCCGGGCUACCCAGGCUACUUCAGCAUGACCAAGCAGGAGACGGACACCGGCGGCGGCAGCGAGCACGCCGGGCAGGCGGCGGUGCACCAGCAGCCGCCGCCGCCGCCGCCUGACUUCAGCCAGGCCGAGUGCCUGACGUCGCUGCACCUGGGCGCGCAGUUCCCGUACGCACCCUGCUUCGACCACCCCAGCCUUUUCAACGACCGGAUGUUCAGGCCUGAUGCUGUUGAGCUGCACGACGGCAGCGCCGGCAUGGACUUUGGCGGCGGCCACUUCGACCUGCCCAGGCCUGGCGACGAGGCCAGCUUCCAGAACUGGGCGUCGGCGGCGGCAUGUGGCGCGGCCAUGUUUGACCACCACCAUCAGCAGCAGCAGCAUCACCAGCAAUCACAGUCGUCAUCUGCACAACUUCCUGCAGCAACAACUCUAGCAACUGCCUCAUUCGACCACGCCGUUGUUUAUCACGGUCCAUCUCAGCACCAGCAAGUCAUGAUCGGAUGAUCCUCCACUGAACAGGCAGUUGCAUUUUGGGAAAACAAGGCUUUAUGAAGCUCUGCAUCAUAGACCAACUAGAAUGACUAUUGUAGCAUAUACUAUGAAGUUCUACAGCAUGACCAACUCGAAUCAAGUAUCACCAAGAGCGUGCAGUCAAGAACUUCUAACAUAUGAAGUUUGUUCAGAUAUGUUCCUUAAUGGAACGGGAAGGGGGAAAUCCCUAUUCAUCGUUUUGCUCACAGGCUGCUAUUUCAUAGUGAAUAGAUUUGUUUAGUUAAACAAUGUUUUUUCGCGCGGAUGUUGCUUAAUUGAUCUGUCAUGGAGGUCAUGUAAUUUUAACCAAAUUAUUUGAUUUAGGCCUUGUUUA